This is a messenger RNA of Papilio xuthus (Asian swallowtail), 1650 nucleotides long. RefSeq lists its product as uncharacterized. The coding region runs from base 50 to 1297 and encodes 415 amino acids. NCBI's taxonomy places the organism in Eukaryota, Metazoa, Arthropoda, Insecta, Lepidoptera, Papilionidae. The transcript has 3 exons. The record is from RefSeq and is a predicted model, not a curated record.
GUUAUAUCGUACGCAUUAAUAAUCAAUAUAUAUAAUUGAAAUUGCAAUAAUGAUGUGCAAAAAUCAUUUCAUAAUAUUUGGAUUACUGUUAACGAUUACUUAUUUAACACCAAUACGAUCUGAAUCGGAUCAAGAAGAUAACGUAGAAAAUAUAGAAGAGAAAUCUGACGUUAACCCUUUAGAAUCUAAGAAAGGUGAUGAGUUACUUGAAGAUAAAAAUGAUGAAACCAUUACCGAAGUUACAGAAUCACGUGUUGAACGUUCUUCAGAAGAUGCAUCAGAUCGUAUUCCAACAGCUGAAAUAAAAACAGCAAAUGAAGAUCAACUAGAAACUAACUUAGAUGAAAGCUCACGCAGAUCAGUUGACGAGUCAAAUAGUAAAUCUGAUUUUAAAGAUAGUGAGAAGUCAGAUUUAAAUUUGAAUACAGAAGAUGCUAGUGAAAGAUCUUUAACAAAUGAAGAUGAAUUGGAUGAAUAUUUAAUUGAUGAUAUGGAAAAAACUGGACAAGAAGAUGAGCUAGCUGAUAAAAAUGACGCAGAAAUUAAAGAGAUCCAAGGGAAGAGUGCAGACAAUGUACCAAUAGAUAACAGUCGUUCUCUUUCACAUGAGGCCCAAGAUACGAUAUUGGAUCAUAAAGCAAGAACAGCUCAAAUUGAUGAUGAACCUUCAGCAGAUUCCAGUCUCAACGUUAACGACGACAUAAAAGUUUUGGGUAGUCGUAGAAGCUUUUCCGGCGACCCAAGCUCAGACGGUCUUGUCAAUUUAGGUCGAACUGGAAACAUUUUUAACGACAAUCUGUUACCUAAUAAUGUAAAUCCUUUACAGUUUACAAAAAUAGCAUCAUCAGAAACGAUUAUGCCAAACGGAUUUUACAAUCCUCCGCCAAUGCCUAUAAAAUUUAACGAUUUCGCGUCUCAAAAUAAGCCGCAAAAACCUUACGAUCCUUUUACGUCAUCCGAAUCCAAACCGUUCGAUGAAUUUAAUUUCAAUCCAUUUUCCAAUUCAUAUCCAUACGCCUAUAAUCCAAAACCAAUAGCUACAACCACUCCAAAACCUAUUGAAGUCAAUAAUUUUCGUAAAAACCCUUCUGAUUUCUUCCCUAAAUUUCCUCCACCACCUAGCAUCAACGCGAAUCCUAAAGUUAAUAUCCUUGGAGACAAUUUUCAGCCUUUUUAUCCAGGCACUAUAAGACCUUUGGAAGCAAGGUUAUCAUUUCCUAGGUUUGGUGUACCGAGAUUAAAUCAAUUUCCUAAUAUACCUUACUUUUAUCGUCCAAAAUGCUCUACGUGUGCCUAAUAAAGAAUCUGUAAUUUUUUUCAUUUGUGAAAUAUAAUCAUAGAGUUUUAUCUCGAUACCUUUGUGCAGUUACAUUUAUAUUUGUUUAAAAUAACAAUAUAACUAUGAAAUAAAUAUAUCACUAACCUUAAUAAACACUCCUGCGUCCUCAGGAAUCACAUAUCACCAGCACUUUUCAUUUUACUUACACGCACUUAAAUUGUUUGAAGGUUUUACAUUUUCACAUUGUUUUUAACUACAAAAUUAAUCCCGAAACUGGAUUAGAUCGUGAAAUAAUCGCGAUGAAAUUCACAAAAGAUCACUUUUACCACAGCCAUAAACCACAAAGUUUGAUUUCACAACAAACUACUGUG